AUGCCCGUCUCGAGCGCGCGAACGCGAUCGACGCGCGCGCGUUCGGGCGCGUCGAGAGUGCGCGAUGAGAAAUUAAACGACGAUGGAACGACGGGGCGGUGGGGGGCUGAGGAGACGACGGAGACGUUCGGGUUCACCCCGAUCGGGGCGAUGCGAUCGUUGGAGAACGUUGAACUGAGCGCGGAGCGAAAUAAGGGGUCGGUGAGGGAGGCGGAGACGCCGAAGAGCGGGAAGCGGGUGAGGCGGACGUCGACGCCGGGAAAGCGGCGCGCGAGCGCUCCGCGUGUCGAAGCGGCGGAUGACGAGCGUGAGAACGACGCGACGGCGACGAUGAAGGAGGAUUUGAAUGACAUCAAUGUCGUGGAGAGCGAACGGAGAGCGUCGAAGACGUUUUGGGCGCCGACACCGUCGAUGCCGCGCGCGGCGCCGGCGCCGUUGGCGCGAACCAACGGCUUGCCGCCGACGCCGGCGGUGUACAACGCCGUGCCGUGGCCGAGCUCGAUUCCGAUCGUGGAGCAAUCGCCUGUGAGAACGACCGCGAACGGAGCGAUGAAAGCGGACGCGAUGGCGUACGCGACACCGGGCGGGCAGGUGCGCGAGGUGCUGGAGCCACGCGAGGUGCACGCCUUCGCCAGAGCACCAGCACUGGCGCUCGCACCGCUCGCGCACGGACCGAAGGAACUCGCAGCGCAGCUCGUUGAGGUUAAACGUGAGAUCGCGAAGCGACAGAGCGAAGCGAUUGAGGUCUCUCGAGUGCUUCGACAGCUUCAGUGCGAGGAGGCGGAUCUGUUCUCCAGAGCGGCGGAGAUUCAGCGCCAACUUCUCCAGUGUACCACCGAAGAGCAGCCCUACGAUUUGAGCGUGACGAUCGGAUCGAAUAGUGUCGAACGAAUGAUCGCUUUGGAGGAGCGACCAGACACGACGCCGCGAUCUGUUCAGAGAAGUGCGCAGCGAGGCGUUGACGUGCCAGUGGAGCAAGCGCAACCAUCGACAUCCAAGAUAGUCGCCAAAGACAUGCGACCGUUCCAAAAGUUAGACGUGCGCAAGGCAAUGAUCUCUGUCGAUUUCAUCGACGGCCCGGGUGGCUUAUCGCUCUUCACUGCGAGUGCGGAUAACUGCUUGCGUCUAUGGGCUCCGGACAGCCGCAAGCCCGCAGCACUCAUUCGUGCUCCAAGAGGCAUGAGCUCGACGACGGUGAUGAACGAGCGCGUUGUGUGCGUCGGGACCGAGCUUGGGCAGGUUGUCCAGAUCGAUAUCGCCACCGGUAUGCUAAUCGGCUCUCUCACGCACGGUGAGCACGCCGCGCCGUGGAGCGUGAAGACGCUCGCCAAGUUUGGUCAAGAGGAGUCUGCGCUCGUCGCCGCAGCGGGCAUGGGCGGUGACAUCAAGAUUUGGGACGCUCGCAUCGCGCGCGGUGGCGGAGCUCCGAUGGUGAUGUACUCUCACGGCGCAGCGGAGAUUCGCGGGAUGUCCUUCUCCCCAGACGGGCACACGCUCGUUGCGGCAGCUUCCAAUGAUUUGCGCGCCUUUGAUUUACGCAUGAACGGCCGAUCGACCCGCCUGAGCGUCGCCGAAUCGUCGCAUACGUCGUGGAACUCCGUGUUCCACGACGCGUCGACAAGCGAGAUCCUGGCCUUGUCGAGUUCGGGUGACGUACAUGCGUGGUCCGCCUCCGCGCCGUACGCUCACGCGAGAACCGUCCGAGCGGUGUGCGCUCCGAACUCCAGCGCCGCCUUAGUGCUCGAGGGCACUUUAUUCUGUCCCGUCCACGACGAUGCGUGCGGCGUAGACGUCGUGCGUCACGCCACGUCCGAGGUCAUCGCCCGUUGGCGCCCCUCCGACGCGGAUGACGGCGCCGCCGUCGCGUGCGUCGCCCGCGCGUCUGCCGGCGACGUCCUCCACCCCUACGGUCGAGGUACGCUCGCGAUCGGCACCGUCACCGGCACCGUCUGCGUCUUUGCCCCCGAUUCCAUCCCGAAUGCGUGA
This is a messenger RNA of Ostreococcus tauri, 1986 nucleotides long. RefSeq names its product WD40 repeat. Gene Ontology annotation, molecular function: protein binding. The transcript has a single exon. The record is from RefSeq and is a predicted model, not a curated record. Lineage: Eukaryota; Viridiplantae; Chlorophyta; Mamiellophyceae; Mamiellales; Bathycoccaceae. Bases 1 to 1986 code for a protein of 661 amino acids.